Aedes aegypti (yellow fever mosquito) is the source of this 3660-nucleotide messenger RNA. It is a transcript of the gene kar, whose product is annotated as monocarboxylate transporter 10. Bases 1635 to 3152 code for a protein of 505 amino acids. Lineage: Eukaryota; Metazoa; Arthropoda; Insecta; Diptera; Culicidae. The record is from RefSeq and is a predicted model, not a curated record. Gene Ontology annotation, biological process: transmembrane transport. Gene Ontology annotation, molecular function: monocarboxylic acid transmembrane transporter activity. The transcript is spliced from 5 exons.
GUCAACUGCAUCACGCGACAGAUCACCUCUCGCUUUCUACGGUAUUCCCGCGUUGUGAUAUUUCGGUUGGUAGAUUUGAACUUCAGGAACCUUUUGACCUGCGUAUUCUCAUACUGGCCAAAGUGGCCAUUAAAAAUCAUCAUCCAUGGUACCCUCGUUCUCGAACCAAUUAAACUGUGCGCCCAGAAAGGAUGACUAAAUCGCCGGCAGAUGUUGCAUCAGGUUGUGUCUUCGUGGACUCGCGACGAUUUUGCGCGCCAACAAACCUCAACAAUAAUCAAUCUAGCGCCGCCGUUGCGUUAUUGGGCCGGCAAAUGCUAGGCUUGAGGAAAGUGGUAAAUGAAGCUGAAAGGGCACUCUUCACAUAACAUGUAGCUAUGUGCAUCACAACAGCGCGGUCGUAGAACCAAAACAUUUAAGUGUCCACGUUGCUAGAGCUCUCCAUUUGGUUUGCGUGUCACCUCGCUUUGGAGGAAGGCUCUCCAGAGUUCGACCGAGCAAUUGCUCCCAGAUAGGUGUAGUGCCCAACCGGGUGCCACUCAGAUUGGAUGUCUACGCAGCUAGUGUGUGACUGAUUGGGCAGUUUUUGUUUCUGUUGCAGUCCUGAUAAGAUAGUGGAUAAGUGGUAUCGAUAACCCAAAGCUCUGACAGUGGGAAUCCUAAACAAUAAAUUUAGUGCUAAACAAACACGUGUAGCGGUGAGCGGUGCUGAAACGAAUGAAGAAAAAUGAUUGCAAGGACCGAAACUAGUGGAGGACUUAAGAAUAUUGGGUUGCUUCCAGUGAAAUACCAUCGACGAUUGAUGAGUUCCAUUGAACUUGUUCGGUAAUUGGAUUAGUGAAAAUCUGCUGUUUGGACGUGCCGCAGCACAGUGGACGAUAGGACUUCCGAGAGCUCGCGUUUGGUCGUUCUUUGUAUUUGCGGUCGACCAAUCUCCGGGGAGGAUCUACGAGGAAAACCAUCAGGUCUUCAGCAGAUAUCAACAGACAGUCAACGCGGAAGGACGGACAUUGCUGUGCCAGAGCUUCGGAGACAGUCGUCGGUCAUUUCUCUCGCCUUAUAGUCAGCAGAGUUCAUUAGAACUAUAUUGCCGAGAAAGUCAUUCCCACUGUGCGUGCGCCAAAGUGUCCUCAACUGAAGAUCAAAGCUAAGGACAAGAGGCUUUAUUAAGGUUGGUUGGCGGCUUAGUGAGAGUGCGGUGAUCGAUCGGUGAAUGAAUCCGAACGCAACAGCCCUUUCGCUGACGUUUAGUGAUAAGAAUAAAGAGGUUCAAUACCUUGUGUGACCUGUAUAUAACAACGAUCGGAGAGCGAUUGAGUAAUAUUUGCACAGUGAGUUAUCGCUUUCCAAUUGCGGUUCCGGCGGUCAUUGUUGUGAGUGAGUUAUCGAUCUUGUGGUUUGGUGGUCUCGGACAUUAGCUUCACAGUUGUGAUUUUUCGCGCCUCAAGAACAGAAUGAAAUGAUGACCAUAUAAAUGCUAAUCUGUUGCCGUUUAUGUCGAGAGUGAGAUUCGGUGGGUACUCCGAUAUCAGUGCAAGGUGUUUUUUUCCCACAAUAGAAAAUCAAUCACAGAAGUGGCAGCUAGACGGUAGAUACAGCAAAAAAAAACAGUUGUUACAAUUUAAACGAGAGUAAUGGCUGAGACGGUGAAGAUUGUGAAUGGGGAGACGAAGGCGGGCACGAUCGUGAAUGGUUCGGCGAUCAAUGGUCAUCUGCCAAAGGUGGUUAAAAAUGGGUCAGCGCCAGCAGUGGAAGAGGUUCACGACCCACCAGAUGGAGGUACCCGAGCCUGGCUGGUUAUGGUGGGAGCUUUCCUGUGCAACGGCGUUCUGUUUGGGAUAAUUAACACCUACAGCGUUAUCUACCUGAGUCUACAGAAGCAACUGCACGAUCUGGGCGAUACCGAGGCUUCCAGCAAAGCAGCCCUCGUUGGAUCGCUCACCAUUGGAACAACCUUCCUGCUAUCACCGGUAUCCGGUAUCCUGACGGACAAAAUUGGUCUCCGCAUGACGACCCUGAUCGGUGGGGUUCUAACCUGCGGUGGCAUGUUUCUGUCCUCGUUCUUCACUCACAAUGUUUCCGCCUUGUACUUCACCUACGGUAUCAUGUUCGGGUUGGGUGCUGCGCUGGCGUACACUCCAUCUCUGGCAAUCCUGGGGCACUAUUUUAAGAAAUAUCUCGGUCUGGUCAAUGGAGUCGUGACAGCAGGAUCCAGUGUGUUCACUGCCAUCAUGCCGGUCCUGUUGAACAAAUUGGUGCAGGAAACGGGUCUGGCGACUUCGUUCCGCGUUCUAUCUGUGAUAUCUAGCUUUGUAAUAUUCUGCGCACUGCUGUACAAACCUUUGCAGCCACCACCACCGCCACCACGUGUCAAACCGGGGCGAUCGCGUUUCAACACUUUCUUGCGAUCGUUCAUCAACUUCGACAACUGGAAGAAAAAGAAGUACAUCAUCUGGGCACUGUCGAUCCCAAUUGCCUUGUUUGGAUACUUUGUCCCAUAUGUCCACAUGGGAAAGUUUGUGUUGGAUUCGUUCCCUGGAGAGGGUGAAAACCUUCCGGUCAUGUGCAUAGGAAUCACAUCUGGACUUGGUCGUCUGCUUUUCGGAUUCAUUGCGGAUCUUCCUCGUGUUAAUCGAGUACUGCUGCAACAGAUUGCAUUCGUUCUGAUCGGUACGAUGACGAUGUGUCUUCCAGCGACGGGUUCCUUUACUCUGUUGCUAGUGAUAGCCUUGGCUAUGGGACUCUUCGACGGAUGUUUCAUCUCUCUUCUGGGACCAAUCGCAUACGACAUCUGUGGGCCACGAGGUGCGACGCAAGCCAUCGGGUUCUUGCUGGGCUUAUGUUCGGUGCCGCUGACCAUUGGACCGCCGGUAGCUGGAAUGCUCUACGAUCACACUGGAUCGUACAAACUGCCGUUGAUUCUUGCCGGCAUUCCACCACUGUUCGGUGCUUCCACAAUGUUCCUCAUCCGGUGUGUGAAAGACGAUACAGUGAGUUCGGACGCAGUGCUGAAGGACUCAACGCAUCAGCCGUUAGCGCAAACUGCUUGGGAUUGUGAAAACCCUACCGCUGGCAAGAUCAACGGGCACGUCCGGGAGGAUCGCCGGGCAACGCUCGCUAGCUCAGAAUCACUUACCGCAGGAAUAAAUUGAAUGUAUAGAAGGCUCUUUUCUUGAAUGGAUCACACGCAAACAGAAUUGAUAGUAUCGAUACAGGAACCGCAAAACAAUGACGUAUGUAUCAGCGUGGAUUUAGUGUAUACCUAGUUUGAAUUGUGUUGAAAACUGAAAAUGUGUAGCGUUGAGUUGAAAUCGUAGAGUAGCAUAAUCAAUCGAGAGGUAGCCAAAAUAAAGUCUAAUUUGUUAUAGACUAUAAAUAACCCCUUCGCUGCAGAAGCCUUUUCUUAUGCAUGAGUGCCCAUGGGGCAGCCAUCAAGAGAACUACAAUAAUAUCAUAUAUAAUAAUACUGGAUUAGUUAGCGUUGACUCAGUAAUUGCAUUUCAAUUUUUGCCAUUUGAAACGUGUGUGUAUACAGCGAAUGAUUUUAGAGGGUUGUACAAUAUUUAUGUUUUAAUAAAUAGACCACUGUCGAUUGAAUCUUGUAUAUAUUAUGUUGAGAAAAGUAAGCUAGAAUUGGAAAUUAUAACACAUAUUUCAAAU